This is a messenger RNA of Danio aesculapii, 2047 nucleotides long. RefSeq names its product endothelin-2. Lineage: Eukaryota; Metazoa; Chordata; Actinopteri; Cypriniformes; Danionidae. Gene Ontology annotation, cellular component: extracellular region. The transcript has 5 exons. The coding region runs from base 80 to 649 and encodes 189 amino acids. Gene Ontology annotation, biological process: regulation of vasoconstriction; intracellular calcium ion homeostasis; vein smooth muscle contraction. Gene Ontology annotation, molecular function: endothelin B receptor binding; hormone activity. The record is from RefSeq and is a predicted model, not a curated record.
AGACAGUUGAACAUUAGACAAGCACCUGCAAAUAAGACACAGAUAUUGGGAUUGCUUAGACUUGGACUUUUUUGGCAACAUGGAAUCAAGAACUACUCUAAUCUUCAUUUGUACCAUGUGGACAACUCUCCUAGAAGGAUGGGGGUUGCCUGUAGUGCCACAGACUGACCUGAGUGACCCAUCUACAAACCAUAGGGUUAGGAGCAAACGCUGCUCCUGCAACAACCAGAUGGACUCUGAAUGCCACUAUUUCUGCCAUCUGGACAUCAUCUGGGUGAACACGCCAAGUAAGACCACUGUGUAUGGAUUGGGAAGUCCAUUGUCUCGUCGGAGGAGAUCUACAGGUCGCUGUUCAUGUGCUCACCCUGCGGAUCGAACAUGCAACAGCUUCUGCCACUACAGCUCUGAAAACCCAGCCAUCAUACUGGUACACCCAUCUCAGCCUGAGCAUAAAAAACAGGAACAACCCAAAAUAGAUCACCCGAUCGCUCUCAAUAGUGGAAAUGCCAGUCCUGGAGUUCAGGUUUUAGGGAAACCUUCUUCCCUUAGGGCUCGUUCUGAUGCCAUAACCUUCCUUGGGAACCUGGUUAGGGCUCGAGCCAGAGCCAUGGCAAACACAUCUAAAGCCAGUAAACUUGGCUACAGAUGAAGAUGUUACCUGAUGGAGAGAUUGGAGUGCGAGCACUUGAACAAAAAGAUGACCCUCGUGCAUCUUAGAGCAGCAGAACAUGAAAAAUACUCUGCAAUCUGGAAACCUCGAGGACAGCCCUGUGGAAGCGGAGCCUUUGACACAUGUUUAGGACAGAAUGGGAGACAUGAAGGAGUUGAGGGCAAGUCAGACCUGUUCACUGGGACAGCAGCACAAAAGAGGGUUAGGUGUUAGCGACUGCUCACAGCAUGUUAUGCUAAAAACAGCCAGUUCAAAACAUCACACUUGAGCAGUCAAGAGAUACAGGAGACAGGUGAAGUGCUGAUGAAAAGUUAGAGGGAACUUGGGAGAGAAGGAAAAUGUACUACUGAUAUUAUUUCAUAGUACCACUGGAGCCAACUACAUAGGUGUACAUUCAAAACAGAAAAGGCGUGAUAGAAAUGUAAAAGAAAAAAAAGGUGCGACAAAAGAUGGCCUAUAUUUGAGUUCAUUAAAUAUUUAUCUCAGAUAAACAAUAGCUUCAAACGGUGUCAUUUUGAAACUGCUGAUAUCUUGUUUUUUUCAACACCCAACCCAUUUUAGUUGGAAUGUUAUAUAAGGCUUUUAUCUAAAGUACAUACAGUAAAGAAACAAUAAAUAUAAAUAAUUGCCAUUUAAUUUUUAAAUGAAUCAUUAACUAUUCAAUACCAACACAUUUAUUUAGGCAAUAUAUUCAUACGUAAGCAACACUAAGAUAAAUAAUUGAACUUCUUUCUUACAGGGCACUUUUAGGCUAAUUAAUGUGUGUUCGUCUUUCUGAUUAAAAAGGAAGUCAAAAGUGAAAUAUGGCAUACAAUUGUGUUAAAAUAUAUGCUAAAGUCAAAUGUGCUAUUAAUAUACUUCUUUUAAACUAAGUAUAACAAAGAAUAUAAUCAGUCUGCUUAUAUACUUCUCAGGAAUAUACUUCUAUGUUUUGCAUGUACUUCUAUAGUCUUCUUGUAUGCUUAAAAUUAUAUUAAAGUAUGUCAAGUGCACUUUGGCUCGAAUUUAUGCUGCUUAUUCUUUAUACAGAGCAGCCUUUUCUUCAUUAUUUUCAAAUACUGCUCUGAAACCUAAAGUGAGAAGCCAUAUUUAAAUAAACUAUAAGUAUACUAACUUAUCCUUUUAACUGCCCCACCAAGAAAAAAAUAAUUGGAUUGCAUUUCUUAACUCCUAAUGUAAAAUUUUUUACAAGACAUACCAUAAUUUUUUAAAUAUCAGCCUCUACCAAAUGGUUGAUCUGUCGGGUUAUGGUAAAAGUACUGGAAUUAAUACAUAUAAUAUGAAAAAUAUGAAAAUAUGAAGUGUAAGACCAUUUUUUUUAAAUAUUCAAAAUAAAACAUUUUUGAAUACUAAACCAUCUUUAUUUAUUUAUUUAUU